UUCUCCAACAUAAGCUAACGCUUUUCAAUUAACUCUAAUCGGUCAUGGUUCAAAAACUAUAAGAAUCUUCAAAACGUAAAAAAAAAUGUAUCUAAAAACAAUUUUGGCAAUCAUUUUUAUAUGUCAUACAAAAGUUAUAGAACAAAGUGAUUUAGACGACGAAGAAACAAACUUUCUUAGAAAUGAAUGCAAUUUCAAUAUGCCGUUAUUAGAGAGACUUAUGUCUUAUAAACCUGUUAUAAAUUAUAUUAUGGCUACGGUUAAAUCUAAGAUGAUUUCAGAGGAUUUUUAUGAAAAAUAUUCAACAUUCAUCGAUACGUUUGGGGCUCGUCCUGCUGGAAGUAAGAACUUGGAAAAUGCAAUAGAUUAUAUGAACCAACUAACAUACCACAGUGGAAUAAAAAAUGUUUUUACGGAGAAUGUUACGGUACCACAUUGGCAACGGGUCUUUGAAUCUGUAAAAAUGAUACAUCCUCGUUUAAAAUAUAUCUCAGCAAUUGGUCUAGGACCCAGCGUUGAAACUCCUCGUUAUGGCCUAGUUGCGGAUGUAAUUGUUGUUGGCAGCUUUGAAGAAUUGGAUGAAAUCGAUAAUGUAGAAGGAAAAAUAGUUUUACUUAAUGCUAGAUUUACUUCAUAUCGGGAAACCGUAAAAUACAGAGUUCAUUCUGCAGUAAAAGCUGCUCAAAAGGGCGCCGUUGCAGUAUUAAUUAGAAGUCUUACACCUUUUUCGUUGUAUACUCCUCACACAGGUGCAUUAGCAUAUAAGCAAAAUGUAAAAAAGAUACCAGCGGCUGCUAUUACUGUAGAAGAUGCCGAUUACAUUCAAAGAUUAUAUGAUUAUAGAGAAAGAAUUACAAUAAACAUAACUAUGUCAAGUACUAUGAGUAAAAAAAUAUCUCGUAAUACUAUUAUUAAUCUGCAGGGAAGUGUUGAACCACAAAAGGUAGUGAUAGUUUCAGGUCACAUAGAUAGUUGGGAUGUUGGCCAAGGAGCUAUCGACAACGGUGGCGGGAUGAUGAUUAGCUGGUUUGUACCUGUGAUAUUGAAAUUUUUGAAUUUAAGACCCAGACGGACUAUACGCUCUAUUUUGUGGACAGCGGAAGAAGAGGGCCUAAUUGGUGGAGCUGCGUAUAUAGGAAGACAUUUGAAUGACCUACAUAACAUUAAUUUUAUAUUGGAAUCAGAUGCAGGAACCUUUAAACCUUUGGGCCUAGAAGUAGCUGGAUCUAGAUCGGCAAAAUGCUUGAUUGCAAACAUUUUGACACUUUUUUCGCCGAUUGAUAAGAUCAGAUUUGUUAAUAACACAGGAUCAGAAAUGUCACUUUUUGUUAAUAGUGGAAUUCCCGGAGCAUCAUUGUUGAAUCAAGAUCGUAAUUACUUUUUGUACCAUCAUACAAAUGCUGAUACCUUGACAGCUCAAAAUAGGGAACAUGUAAUAAAUUGUGCCGCAUUUUGGGCAGCUAUAUCUUAUGUUAUUGCAGAUAUACCGAUGCCAAUUCCACGAGAUUAAUAUAUACGAUAAAAAAUACUAUUGCUUUAGAAAAAAAUGUAAACACAAAUAAUGAUUUCGUUUUGGUUUAUAUCGAUAUUUCCCUGUACUUUUUUUGUACUUAAAUUUUAGUGACAAUAUUUAAAUAAAAAGUGUGUGUUUAUUUUUAAUUUAA
This is a messenger RNA of Nymphalis io (European peacock), 1664 nucleotides long. RefSeq names its product carboxypeptidase Q-like. Lineage: Eukaryota; Metazoa; Arthropoda; Insecta; Lepidoptera; Nymphalidae. Gene Ontology annotation, molecular function: metallodipeptidase activity. The coding region runs from base 86 to 1510 and encodes 474 amino acids. The record is from RefSeq and is a predicted model, not a curated record. The transcript is spliced from 3 exons. Gene Ontology annotation, biological process: peptide catabolic process; proteolysis.